ACUCAAACCUCCGCUGUGAUUACUGUCAGGGAGCUGAUUUUAUUCAUCAGGACAGACAAGUGUGCGGUGGUCUCGCUGUGCAUUGUGGGCACGGCUCCUCCCCACGUGUCUGUGUGGAGCUCAGUCAACAUGGUACCACAGCAGCAGCAGCAGCAGACUCCAGCAGCCUGAGUUGGUGGAUUCCACUCCUGCCCCUCUGCGCACCACACUACUUCUGGACUGUCCUCACACGGAUGAGAUAGCCAAAACUGUCCGGUGAAGUGCGCAGGUUGGAUCCCUGAGAUCUGCUGCCGCUCCUCUCCUGUGUCCUCUCCUCUCGCCCCCCUCGCUUUGAUCACAUCAAUAUGGCCAGCGGGGACGACGAUGACCCCAUUAUAGAAGAGAUUGAUGUGUAUCUUGCCAAAAGCCUCGCAGAUAAACUCUAUCUUUUCCAGUACCCCGUCCGACCAGCCACUAUGACCUACGAUGACGUCAACCACUUAGCGGCGAAGAUCAAACCCAAGCAGCAGCGGGUGGAGCUGGAAAUGGCCAUCGACACAAUGAGUCCCAACUACUGUCGCAGCAAAGGAGAGCAAAUAGCUCUGAACGUGGACGGCUCGACGUACGACGAAACCAACACCUACUCAGCUAAAAUGAUGGACAAACAGACCUUCUCCUCCAUCCAGGCCACCACCAACACCUCCAGAUACGCAGCUGCUGUGUUUCGCAAAGGCGAGCUUCACGUCACACCUCUGACGGGAAUCCUUCAGAUGAGGCCCAGCUUCUCCUACCUGGACAAGGCUGACAACAAAACCAGAGAGAGGGAGGCAGCCAAUGAAGGUGGAGACUCCUCCCAGGAUGAAGCCGAGGAGGAAGCCAAGGCCAUCACGGUGAGGUUUGCUCGUCCCGAGUCGGAGCAGGCCCGGCAGAGGAGGAUCCAGUCGUACGAGUUCCUGCAGAAGAAGCAGGCGGAGGAGCCGUGGGUUCACCUGCACUACCACGGCGUCAAGGACGGGCGCUCGGAGCAUGAGAGACAGUACCUGUUCUGUCAGUCAGCGGACGCCUCGGAGAACUCUGAGCUGGUCAAAACUCCAAAGGAGUACCUGGCGAUGCUGAUGCCUCCUCUCGCAGAAGAGAAAGUUGUGAAGCCUGUCGGUCCCAGUAAUGUGCUUUCGAUGGCUCAGCUCCGCACGCUGCCUCUGGGGGAGCAAGUCAAGACCCUGAUGAAGAACGUCAAGGUGAUGCCGUUCGCUAACCUGAUGGGGCUCCUCGCUUCCGGCACCGACUCGACUGCGGCGCUGCGCUGCAUCCAGCAGGUGGCGCUGCUGGUUCAGGGGAACUGGGUUGUCAAGAGCGAUGUUCUGUAUCCUAAAAACACCUGCAGUCCUCACAGCGGCGUCCCUGCUGAAGUGCUCUGUCGGGGCAGAGACUUCGUGAUGUGGAGGUUCACGCUGGAGCGCUCCGUGAUGAGGAAGGAGAUCGCUUCCAUCAUCAAACUUCCUCCGGAGGAUGUGAAGGAGUUCUUGGAGCAUGUGGCAGCUCCUCGGAUCAACCGGGGCUGGGAGUUCCUGUUGCCUACCGAUUCCGACUUCAUUAAGAAGCACCCAGAUGUUGCCCACAGGCAGCACAUGCUGUGGCUCGGCAUCCAGAGCAAGUUGGAAAAGGUGUUUAAUUUCUCUAAAGAAGACUUUGUGCCAAAGAAUUCCCCUCAGCCUGACCCCGUCCAUGUCAGCGGGGAGCAGCGCCUGAAGAUGGCUCAGGACCGAGCGCACGAAAACCAGCCGUCGCUGCAGAAGGACCUGGACGCCCGGCGCGCAGGAAGCAGCGUCCACAUCAAGCAGGAGCCCGUCAGCGACAGGGAGGACGAGCCGAUGGACACCUCCUCCUCCUGCAUCCCCAACGGUUCAGUCAACGGCUACCCCAGCGCCAUCUCUCCGGCGUUUGAUCAUGCUAUGGGUAACGGAGGGAGUCCCGCCAACACGCCGUCCCAGGAGCUGCAGGACUUUGUGAUAAAGACUUUCAGGAAGCAUUUUGUGCUGACGCUGAACGAGCUAAAGAGGCUGUUUAACCUCCACCUGGCUUCCAUGCCGGCGGGACGCAGCGUCUUCCACUCCAUCUCGGACCACAUGCUGCAGGACGCCAUACUGCUCAACCAGUGCAAACAGAUAAUGGUGCCUUUUCCUGCUCAGACCACAGCAGCCCCCGAUGAGCAGAAGGUGUUCGGUGUAUGGGAGACCGGAGACGACUUCGACAAGCAACGCCGGCUUCUUUACGAGGUGUUCACGAAGAACUACCGGGUCAGGAGGAACAUAAUUCAAGCCCGACUGGCGCAGGACUUCGGAGACGUGUCCAAAGCCGACGUGGACCGGCUGCUCACGGAGUGCUGCAGCAGCCACGCGGGGAUGUGGUACCUCAAAGGGACGAUACAGUCCUGACCCCCGAGUCCCUGCCCCCUGCGGUCACCGUCGGCCAAUCAGAUCCUCUCCCAGGUGUCCGGUGGGCGGGCAGUCGAGAGAUGAGAGCCAAUCGCUGCAGCUCGCUCAGCUGCGAGGACGAGCGAUUGGAGGACAAGUAAAGUCGGGCGCCCGACGUGCUCGGAACAAGAAGCUUUUCUAAACCUUGACGUGAGCACUCGGACGCCGCCGGAGGACAGGAAGUCCACAAACUCUCCGAGUCUGAGGGGAAACAUCGAUAUAAAAAUAAAAAAAUGAAGAGAUAGCAAGAUCUAUAUAUACACACGGUUUAUCAGUAGGAUUGUUUUUGCAUUGAUGACGUCAUGUUUGAUUAUUUUUGAAUGAGACCUUUCUCGGAUCAGAUCUGUGUUUACUGUUGAAGGCAGCAGAGUGCUUUCUUUUCACUCCUGGUCGUGAACUUUGCCAGAGAAAACACAUUUUACUUUGUCAUAUCAGCUACGACACUCUUUAAGGCCUUGUGAGUAAAAAAACAAAAAACUGAUUUGUUUGUUUGCAUCCAUUAAUUUUACACAUUUUCUUCUGUUUAGGGAAUAUCAGCUGAGUGUUCUAUUUAUUUCGCCCUCGACACACAAGUGAACGUGUGAGCUUUAAGGAUGUUCGAUAAAACGCGUGAAGGAGAAAAACGCCAAAUUCAUAAACAAAAGGGAAGAAAGAUGCAAAGAUGUUGUUGAACUGAAACCUCUGGAUGUUUUUGGCAACCCUGGACCUGGAAUCUGCUGCUUUCCUCCUCGUGUUCUGUGUUAUUCAGUCAAAUAUGUGCUGAUUUAUAAACUCUUGAGGGGAAAAGAAAAAAAAAAGGCGGAUUUAAGCGGCUGAGGUUUAUUUUUCUUGGUUGAAUGUAGAGUUUCUAAGUUUUCCUUUUACGAGAGACGAGUGACUGAGUUUGAUGAGAACCAAUAAAGAUGCAUUUUGGAAUAACAUCCUGUCAUAUUUUGCUCAUAAAUCAGCCGGGAUUUAAUCGACACCAACGCUACGCCGUCAUCUCUGGUGAGGGGGGGUAGGGGUGGGGGGAUGCUGUUGCUAUGGAUACGCUGGUGUAUCGCCAUGUGCUGCUAUCUUGAGCCUCCAUCUAAAGUGCCUCCGCCUCACAAGGCUUUCAGGACAAACUCCCACCCGUUCACACGAGAAAACAGGAACGUUCGAUUUUUCACAGGAAUCCUCUCGGAGCUUCAGUCGUGAAAACGGCGUUCAGCUAAAUUUCCUUCAUCAUCGGAUAAGAAUAAUAGUUGUAUUUUUUUUUUUCAUUGGUUUGUUAUUUUGCUCAAUAAACACUGUGAUGUCACCUUG
This is a messenger RNA of Stegastes partitus (bicolor damselfish), 3740 nucleotides long. RefSeq names its product polymerase (RNA) III (DNA directed) polypeptide E (gene polr3e). Gene Ontology annotation, biological process: tRNA transcription by RNA polymerase III. The transcript is spliced from 21 exons. NCBI's taxonomy places the organism in Eukaryota, Metazoa, Chordata, Actinopteri, Pomacentridae. Gene Ontology annotation, cellular component: RNA polymerase III complex; nucleus. Bases 345 to 2414 code for a protein of 689 amino acids. The record is from RefSeq and is a predicted model, not a curated record.